Molecule: messenger RNA, 2389 nt
Organism: Nicrophorus vespilloides
Lineage: Eukaryota; Metazoa; Arthropoda; Insecta; Coleoptera; Silphidae
Gene: Mmp2
Product: matrix metalloproteinase-2
Exons: 7
Biological process (GO): collagen catabolic process; extracellular matrix organization; proteolysis
Cellular component (GO): extracellular matrix
Molecular function (GO): metalloendopeptidase activity; zinc ion binding
Source: RefSeq, a predicted model, not a curated record
CAUCAGUUUUUAACGAAGUACGGGUAUUUGAGUAACAAUCUGCACGGGGUUGGAGCUCUGAGGACGGAGGAGUCCGUGCGGCAGGCGAUCAAGGAACUGCAGGAGUUCGCUGGACUCGAGGUGACCGGGACGGUGGAUUCGAGGACGCAGAGGCUUCUGGCGACGCCGAGAUGCGGGAUGCCGGACGUGCGACCGACGUCGCGACGCCAGAAGCGGUACAUGCUGCAGGGUCAGAAGUGGCCCUACACCAAUCUGCAGUGGAGUUUGCAGAGCUUGAAUUUACGCCACCUGAAUCCGUACGAAGUGAGGGUGGUGAUUUCGAAGGCGCUGGAUGUUUGGAGCAAACAUUCAAAGCUCACCUUCACCGAGGGCAACAGCACCAAAGCGGAUAUUCUAAUUUACUUUCACAGCGGUGAGCACGGAGACAACUUCGCCUUCGAUGGUAAAGGUCAGGUUCUGGCUCAUGCAUUCUUCCCAGGAAGCGGGCGCGGAGGAGACGCUCAUUUCGAUCUGGACGAGACUUGGCUCACGCGAGAGAAUCAGGAUGAGGAUGGAGGCACCAGUCUGUUUCACGUGGCGGCUCACGAGUUUGGACACUCGUUAGGACUUCAGCACUCGUCCGUCGAAGGAGCUCUCAUGUAUCCAUGGUACCAAGGGAUUCAAAACGGUUUCGAUUAUGAACUGCCCGAGGACGACAGAUUGGCCAUACAGAGUUUAUACGGUACCCAUCAGACUAAGCAAUGGGAUCGGAUACCGGUGUACCAUCCGCAGCAGCCGCAGACUCCUCCAACUAGAAGACACACCACUACCACAACCACCACGACCACAACUACCACGACAACCACUACCACUACCCCGAGACCAAGAUGGGAGCAUCGACCAAAAACGUACAGACCUAGAAAACCAAUGCAUCCGGAUCACAAGAAGGAUUACUACCCGCACAAACAUCCAAGCAGAUACCCACCGAUCAGGCACCACAACGACAAGUAUCCCAGGUACCAUCCCACCAUGCCGAAGACGACUACAACCACAACAUCCACGACCACCACGCAGAAACCGACGAGGAGACAUACGUGGUACAAGGAGUCGACGAACAAGCAUCGUCCACCGGACACGUGCAACACCAGCUACGAUUCCAUCGCCGUUAUCCGCAACGAAGUAUUCAUCUUCAAAGACGCUUAUUUCUGGAGAAUCGGAAACAAUGGUUUACACUCAAAUUAUCCGGCUUUGAUAAAGAUGAUGUGGCACGGAUUGCCGGAUGAUUUCAGCCAUGUGGAUGCAGUGUACGAGCGGCCGGACAGCAAGAUAGUGUUCUUCAUAGGAAGAAACUAUUACGUGUUCAAUGGUACAACGAUGGACAAGUACUAUCCCAGAUUGAUACGGGAUAUGGGUCUGCCGGAGAGCCUCGAGAGAAUCGACGGUGCGACGAUCUGGGGUCACAACGGUAAAACGUUCUUCUUCAGCGGCAACGAAUAUUGGCGCUUCGACGAGGAAUCGAAACGCGUCGAAUUGGAUUACCCGAGGAGCAUGUCGAUGUGGGCCGGCGUUGAACCCAACAUCGACGCCGUUUUCCAAUGGAAAGACGGGAAGACGUACUUCUUCAAGGGCACCGGCUACUGGGAAUUCAACGAUCUCAGGAUGAGAGUGGAGACGACAGAGCAGAUCGCCUCGGGACCACAAUGGAUGGGCUGCACCAAAAACCUCCAGAAUCCGGGAUUUAAGGCUCCCUACACCGACAAAUCCGACGCCCUUGGGAUCGCAUCCCAUCGUUUACCAGCACUGACCGUACUGACGACUUUUUUUGUCAUACUUUUAUACAACUUAUAAUACUUAGAAUUUACUUUAAUACUAUUAUAAGACUCAUUUUAUUCACCAUUUUAUUAAAGAGGGUCAGACUUAGGUUCGUCCCUCCCUUUCCUAAAUACAAAGAGACAUUGUUUAGAAAAGGGAGGGAUCAUUCUUAAAUAUUAAAACGAAACAAAAAUCGGCCAUCCACAUAAAUGUUUUCUUUAAUAUAUCUUCGACUCUAACUUAUCCAUGGACCACAACACAACAAUCACUCAAAUCAAUCAAUUUACACGAGAAAUUCUACAUACUUUUCCAAACAAAAUACAAUCGGAUUCUGCUUCAAUGUUUGCAAGAAAGUGUCGAAUACUCCUCAACCCCAUCCCUUCUAACUUUUUAUAUAUUUAUACCAAACUUUACCCAGAUGGUUCUUUCUCACGGAAAGAAUUUGUAUUCUUGGACAUUAGUCAGCAACUCUUCUUUAUGUAAUAUAUCAAAAAAAAAGUAAUUAAUCAUAAAGCUAAAUCAGAACCAACAUAUAACUUUAUCUUAACGUAAAGUUAAAUUUCAGUUGAAAAAAUAUAUCCUUUUUUUAUAACGUUAU